Messenger RNA from Priapulus caudatus, 6293 nucleotides. RefSeq lists its product as uncharacterized. The record is from RefSeq and is a predicted model, not a curated record. NCBI's taxonomy places the organism in Eukaryota, Metazoa, Priapulida, Priapulimorpha, Priapulimorphida, Priapulidae. The transcript has 16 exons. The coding region runs from base 230 to 5542 and encodes 1770 amino acids. Gene Ontology annotation, molecular function: protein binding.
CAGCAAUGGCGUCGCCGUCGACCCUAAUUACAUCAGUCAUGUCAACCAGCAGACGAGCUACGACGACCCGCGGCAGUCUCCCGCGCUGCUUGACGACACGGCAGACAUCACGCCGCGAGAGGUCGUGCUGCGACGUCACAGCGAGCUCGGCUUCGGAUUCGUCGCUGGAAGUGAGAAGCCGGUCAUCGUGCGAUGUGUCACGCCUGGUGGUCCGAGCGUGGGAAAGCUCAUGGCUCAGGAUCAGAUUCUCAAGAUUAACGAGGAAGACGUGAAGCACGUGGCGCGAGAGCACGUGAUCAACCUGGUGCUGUCCUCUGGCGAGACGCUCACUCUCACCGUCUGCCAGCCAAACCUGAACAUCAACUCGAACCUCCUAACGGCUGCCAAGCGCAAGAAGAAACCCGGCGGCAACGCUCGCUCCGUAAGAUUCGCGGGCGUUGUUGCUGUCAAUGGCUCUCCUCUCAUACAAGAUCCAUCUAAUUACAAGAGCUGCAUACCGUUCAUGCCUAACGUGCUGAAGGUGUUCCUCGAAAACGGACAAACGAAAUCUUUCAAAUACGACAAGCUAACCUCCGUGAAGGACGUAAUGGUAUCUCUACAAGAGAAACUCUCCAUCAAGUGUGCGGAGAACUGUUCUCUUGUGCUCGAGCAGAAGAUGAAAAACUCACACAAAGCCCGCGAGUACAUUCUGCCGCCGAACGAAACCUUAUCGGAGUGCUGUGUGGAUGUCGUGGAAGAUCGAUUCUAUCCGCAACUACAGCCCGAGGUCAUUCUCAGACUGGCGGCUCUACAGAUGCAGGAGCAAGCGGCCAGCAACAACGUUACCGGCAAAAUAUCCGUCAAGGACUACGAGCAGGAACAAGGCUUUGAGAAGUAUAUUCCUGAGAGCGUGCUGCGUGGCUCCAAGAAGAAGGAGAUUCGUAAGGCACUCGCUCACUAUCUGAAGGUGAAUCAAAGCCUCGCAGCGCCCGGACACAAGAACCUCUCAGUACUACAGGCUAAGCUUCACUACCUGAAAAUACUGAGUGACCUGCCAUCUUUCGGCGUAAGAUAUUACAACCUCGUGCUCAGGGCUACUCAGUCCGACAUAGCGAUCUCAGUUGGUCCGAAAUUCGGUAUCUGUCAGCUGUCCCACGCAAAGAACUACGUGCCGACCGUACUAAUGCUCUACGAGGACAUGGCGGCCAUUUCAUUCUGCAAACAAGGAGAGUACAUACACUGUGUCGAGAUGAAAUGUCACGACUCCGCCAAGAAUAUGGCCUUCUUGGUUGGCAUGGAGGAAGGCGCCGACCUCGUCGCUUCCGUUCAGGGAUAUUACGGGAUCACCACGAGACAGACGCUUCCGGUGCACAGCCCGUACGAGAACGGCCACAACGAUGACGAUACCGACGAGUUUGUUGUUAACAACGACUUUCCCUUCAAUAAACUGAUGCCGCCCGCAUACUCCGGUCACCACCGCGUCAUUCGUGUCGGAUGGAACUACACGAAGAACCGAGACGCAGGUUUCAAUGCAGAGGUAGACCUGUCGAGAGAUCUCUCUGAUCACGAGAGCUGGCCAUCGAAGGUUGAAAACGAUAUCAGCGUAAACGGUGAGAGCGAUGUGGCGAACACCAAGCCUUACCGCGUACCCAACGGCAUCGUCAGCAUCAUCAACAAUAACAACAACAACACCAACAGCAUCGUCAGCAUCAUCAACAACAACAACACCAACACCAACAGCAGCGACAGCAGUAGCAACCACGAUCAGUACGCCUCUAGCUGGCGCUCUCUCUCCGGUUGCUCCCCCACGCCGCAGCCACGCACGGCGAACGGCUACCACCACCACGCCAAGUGGCGCGGCAGCGCGUCGGAGAGCGACACGGACACGUACAGCACGUCGACGAGCGAGAGCCCGACCCACGGCCGCGUGUCGCUCUCCUCCGGCUCUCCUCCCGCCUCUCCGCGCCUCUGCUCCUCCUCCUCGUCCUCAGCCUCCGAGGAGAAGCAGAAGCGCUCGUCGAUCGCGUCGACGAGCAGCUUCCUGAUGGCAGCGCUGGAUGCGGACAUCUACGGAGCGGCGGGGCUUCCUGAGCGUCUGCGCGGAGACGCCGAGAAGAUGAAGCGUGCCUCGGUGGCGUCGACUAGCAGCUUCCUCAUGGCGGCGCUCGAUAGCAGCGACGGAUGCUGCGAAGCGGGAGAGGUCAAAGUUCACCUGCUGCAGCAGAGCGACGGCGAUGACAUCAUCGACCUGACGCCCGCCGCCGCUCCUCCACCUCCUCCUCCUCCCCCUCCCCCGCCGCCGCCGCCAGCUUCCUCUCUGCCACCGCCACCUCUUCCGGAGGGGCUGGGAAGCGAGCAUGCGGAGGUGUGCCAGCCGCCAGGAGAGUUCAUGGAUGGAAGCACGCAGGCGGCAACGACGAGUCAAGAGAAGCAACUAGGCGAUGACGUCACACCUGACCUGCCAGCACCGAUGCUCGACGUAUCGAUGAUGCAGAGCAUUGAUGAUUACAUCACCUCGCUCAUCGUGCCGCCGCCACCCAGCAACGAACGCAACAGCCCCGUCGCCUCGCGCAUGAUGCAGCUCGAAGAUGCAACCCUGCGCAGCGGCGAUCACGCGCGUAGAGGCUACGCCGAGCUUGCGCAGAGCCCGACCGCUGAUACUCAGGGUACGGGUGCACAGGCUACAGACAGUGAUGUCCGACAGAUUUCAGGCAGCGAAGAUAAGCAGCCAGCGGGUAGUGAGAGUAGGCAGCUUUUAGGCAGUGAGAUUAGGCAGAAUUCAGGUGGUGAGAGUAUGCAGCCUGUAGGUAGAGAGACCAGGCAGCCUUUAGGCAAUGACGUUGUGCAACAUUUCGGCAGUGAUAUUAGACAGAUUUCAAGCAGUGAGAUUAGACAGAUUUCAAGCAGUGAGAUUAGACAGAUUUCAAGCAGUGAGAUUAGACAGAUUUCAAGCAGUGAGAUUAGACAGAUUUCAAGCAGUGAGAUUAGACAGAUUUCAAGCAGUGAGAUUAAACAAAUUUCAAGCAGUGAGAGUAGGCAGCCUUUAGGCAGUGAGAGUAGGCAGCCUUUAAGUAGUGAACCGAGGCAGAUUUCAGGCAGUGAAGGCGAGAAAUCUCCAGAACUGCUGCCACAGUUUCAUCAGGAUGAAGCCACCGCAGGCUCGGUCAACACGCUCGCUACCGUUAUACGUAUCCAGCCGUCAACAAGCAGCAAGGCCGACGGCAGCGGCGACAGCAAGGUCGGCAAGUCGAACUUCCGUCGAGUCAUUCCGAGACCCGCCCGCAAACUCGCCGCGCCACCAAUCGUCGCCAAGUCGCGACCGACGGCAAACGACGUCCGGUGUAUGGACGGAUCCGUGCCUGACGCCGACGCAAAGAGCGUGAAAGUUAACGAGGUGGCCUGCAGUCGUUCGAACGUAAACGCAACGCAAGAGGGCGCUGCAAACCCACCCACCGCGAGACCGUCGCUGCUGCCGGCGUGCCGGGUGGAGACGAAAUCGUUUGCGAACGCCGGGAAACCGGUGCCGCCUCCGCGACGCGCCACGACGCGAGCGACCGCGCCGUCGAAGGUUGCUGCUAUAGCGAAGCCCGUUGCCAUGGCGAAACCCGUUGCCAUGGCGAAACCGAUGCCUCGGCGUCCGACCGAGGAAUCGCAGCUGCCACAGCCGAGUAAGAUGCCAACGCGCGGCUCCUCGUCCGGGAGUCUAUCUCCACAGCGGACUGUAAACGGCAGGCAGAGUAGCGCAGUAAAGUCUCACCAUGUGCAGAGCCCGCCGCCGCCGCCGCUGCCAGCCGUGACGUCGCCGCCAAGGACUUACGAGAUCCCAGCGAGGAAGCCCACGGCUUCCUCUGCAUCGGAAACCUCCCCGAGGAAGCCUCCCUCCUACUCGUCCUCGUCAUCAUCAUCCUCCUCGCUGGCCGCCGCCUCCGCUACCUCAUCCACCUCAAAGCACCCUCGCAUCAGCAACCCCCGCAUACGCCGGCUCAGCAACGACCGAUUCGGAUUCCGGCGUCCGGAACCGAAGCCCGGAGUCGGCGAGGCGGGGGCGAACGUUCAGCGCGUGUCACCGAGCGCCCCGACAACGACAGCGACAACAAACCGCAGCGAGCUCCCACAGCGCCCUCAGGCGGCGAGCAGCCUGCCGCAGCCGUCUGGCGGAGGCAGGGCGACGAGUCAGCAACCGAUGAAGAGGUUUCUCUCCACCGAUCAUCUGCUGGGUGAGCGACCCGCCAUGUCGUCGCCACGGCAACGGUCGUGCUCCGUCGACGACGCGCUCUCCGAUCCGCAGCCUCCUCCUCCGAAUACUCCACUAUUCGAGGAGCGGCGGCAGGGGAGACCCCGCAAGCUGCAGUACGUGUCGCCCUACCAGCACCAGCAACAACAACAGCAGCAUCAGCACCAGCAACAACAGCACCAUCAGCAGCAGCAACAGUAUCAACAACAACAGCAGCAGCAGCAACAGCAGUACCAGCAACAGCAGCAGUAUCAGCAGCAUGUCGUCGACGUUAACAGCCUGAGUCCCGCUAGUUCCUCCGGCAGCAGCGGCGGCGGCGCGGCCGUUAACUCCUUCAUCUCUGCCUCGCGUCGCGCCAAGUACUACACGGUCAGUCACGCGGGACAGCAGCAGCAGCAGCAGCGCUGCAGGCUGCCGAUAGAGUGGGAUGGAUACCACCGGGGCGGCGGCGGCGGCGGCAGGCCCGUCGAGUUCUCCACGCGCUCCCCGUCGCCCGUCGACUUCACGGACUUCGACGUGACGUUGCCGCUAGAGGGCGACGCGGCGAGCAGCCGGCUGCCGCGCAUGCGCGUGCGGCAGGUGAAGCAGCGAGCGCAGCAGAAGGCGGGCACGGUGGCCGUGCGACCGCCGCGCUCGCGUUCUGAGAACCGCGUCUAUAACGCGCGCGACCUUCGCCCCGCCGACGACUCGCCACGCCGCGGCGCGGCGCCCUACGACCGCCAGCGACACCUAUCGGAUCCGGACAGCCUGCACCGCGGCGGACAGCGGCUGUACGACGGGCCGCACGCGUUCGACGUCGCCUACCACGACAUCGACAUUCUCAUUAAGGAGCACGUCGACAGCGCACCGACGGCGCCACCUGUCGUCGCGCUGCGCAAUGAGCACGUGUUUCGCGAGCAGCUCUUCUCUGCGUCGAAGUGUUUCGUCGCCGAGUCGAAGCUACUCGUCAGCCUAGCGAUGAAGAGCGGAAGCGUCGACGGCGGCCUCGACGGCGACGGCGGCGUCAGCUGUCAGCUGGACACGUGCAUGGCGCUGCUAUCGCGCAUGCUCUACUCUGCCGGGGUGCUACUCCCCACGAUCCCCUCCCCCGCGCUAGCCUUUGAUCUCGCCGCGCAGGCGCGUGAUGUCGCGCAGACGUUCCGAGCCGCGCUUCUGUCGGUGAAGGCGGCCGUCGCGGCGGCCGAUGACGUCAUCGGCGGUCGCUCGGCGAGGGACGGCAUGCAACCGCUGCUGCAGCAGGCCGCGAACCUGGCGACCUCUCUCGGCGUGUUCAUGCGAACGCUGCGCGCAACGGAAAAUCGCUACGAGUUGGUGUUGCACCACGUGUAAUGUCUGUGUGCGUGCGUGUGCGUGCGUCCGUGCGUACAUUUGAGUGUAUGGAUAUAUGUGUGUGCGGGUGUGUAUGCGUGUGUGUGUGUGCGCGUGCGUGUGCGUGUGUACGAAAUCUGUAUGUACAUGUGUGCUGGCGCGUUCGCGUGCGCUUAUAAUAGUAUGAUUAUAUGCAGGGAAGACCCUCUAACUGCGUCUGGUGCGUGAGCUUUGUUCAGCAACUAUCGCUCUCAGGUGACGUCUAUACCUGCCGUCGUAUAAGACAUUUUAUUCUAUAAGAGAUUAGAAUCGAAUACGUAGAAUAUACUGGUAAUUUUAGCGCCGUGCGUAAAGUAACGUUAGAUGAAGCUCUCUCUCGCUCUCUCAGUUGUGUUUUAGGCACAGUGACAUUGUGGUGGUGUUCGCCGGGCCGUUACUUUCAUCGACAUAAGCAAUAAUGUGUAAAUAAGGAAUCAACGCGAGUUCAGUGGGUGAUUAGAGAACGAUUAUAUCAGUGUACGCGGCUAGCUGUCAAAUACGCCUUGACCGUGGGAAGUGGCCGUUGGACCCACUUACCAAAAUGUAAUUAUAUUAGCGUCGUCAUCUUCGGCGGCCAUGUUUAUAAUACAACGCAAGUACACAACAAUAUUUUUAUUGCAGAUAUUUUUACGAGUAGCUGCCUCGAGCAGCCGAAUGUAUAUUUAAUGCAGAAACGAUUGGGGACCGAAAUUGCAGAUUUAAUAAAAAACAUUUUAUGUUGUUACUACAUUUA